This is a messenger RNA of Pezoporus occidentalis (night parrot), 2329 nucleotides long. RefSeq names its product WBP2 N-terminal like (gene WBP2NL). Gene Ontology annotation, molecular function: chromatin DNA binding; transcription coactivator activity. NCBI's taxonomy places the organism in Eukaryota, Metazoa, Chordata, Aves, Psittaciformes, Psittacidae. Gene Ontology annotation, cellular component: nucleus. The transcript is spliced from 8 exons. Bases 40 to 870 code for a protein of 276 amino acids. The record is from RefSeq and is a predicted model, not a curated record. Gene Ontology annotation, biological process: positive regulation of DNA-templated transcription.
GAACGUCACAGGUCAGAGGCGGGGUCAGCAGGGGACAAGAUGGCGCUGAACAGGCAUCACUCGCAGGAGGGUGGUGUCGUCAUCCCCAAUGCCGAGAGUGUUCUCAAACAUUGUAAAGAUGUGGAGCUCUCCUUCAGUGACGUGACGGGCAAGCCUGAAGCCUUCAGAGGCACCAAGAAGGGGAUGCUUUAUCUCACCCCGUACAGAAUGAUCUUUGUGUCGAAGGGGAAGGAUCCUAUGCUGUCUUUCAUGAUGCCGUUUUAUUUGGUGAAAGGAUGCUCAAUUGAGCAGCCUGUUUUCUCUGCCAAUUACAUCAAAGGACAGAUCCAGGCUGAGGCUGGAGGUGGCUGGGAAGGGCAGGGGACAUUUAAACUGACUUUCAACAGUGGAGGGGCCAUUGAGUUUGGACAGCUGAUGCUCAAAGCUGCCUCUAGUGCUUCCAGUGGUGUUCCUCUCCAGAACCCUGGCUAUGGCUAUACACCUUUUCCUGGAGGAUAUGCACCCACCCCACCUGCUCCUGAGGGCUAUGCAGCUCCUCCACCACCAAACGGACCAUAUCCUUAUGCACCACCUCCGAUGAAUGCCUAUGGACCUGCUCCACAGCCCAUGGGAUAUCCGUAUGCCCAGACUCCAGGUAUUUACCCACCGCUUCCCAACAUGAGCCCCAUGUUUGUGCCACCUCCUCUUCCCCCCUACUCUGGGCCAUCUGCAGGACCUGCAGCAUCAGUGGGCCCAGGGAUGCCAGGGGACAGUAGGGCCAUGGAAGCCACUUCCAGUGCUUAUUACAACUCUGCCAACCCACACAAUGUAUACAUGCCUGUGGACCAGCCACCUCCUUAUACACCUCCUGAGGAUAAGAAGAACAACUAACAGAAGGAAAUUGCAACCAGCCUCCUGCACUCUCUGUCUCCGAAGACAGCUUGGCUGUCCCUACCCCCUGGGUUAGCAUAUCUCUAGGUCUCUGUGUAUACACAGUAUAUGUCAUGGUGGGCAGCUGAGCACCUGCCCUUAAACAGUCAGUGGUAAUGCAAAGUGGAACAACAGCAUUUUCCUUCUUAUUUGCUUUAUUUCAUGGGGUUGAAGCACUAACCUUUUGCUCUGCCAUUGGCUUGAGGAGAGAGAUGGACUUCAUGUUAAACCACCACUAUACCACACCACUAAUCUAGGACUAAAAUAUGAAGGUUCUGGGAUCUUGGAGUAAAACUAUUUGGAAUGCCAAACUUUUUACUUCUUCUAAAGCAUCAUCCGAGACGAAAGGUAUAGAGAGCCAUGAGGUUCCUUGCAUAGACUCUUGGGUGCCCCAGAAAGGUGUUAGGUUCCCUGAAAUUCUGGCACAGUUCAGCACGAGAUGGGACUCUGGACAUUCUGUAUUGUGCUGGAAGCGUGUUUCAUGUCCUGGACUAACAGACAUGGGGUGACAAACUUGGGAAGUGCAUCCAGAGAGACACUGAAGCAUUUGGCUAUGCAAGAGGGAAGGGGGUGGGCCCCACUCAGCCUGUCCUUGUGGACACUGAACAGAAAAGCAGACAAAGGCGUGCUGCAGGGCAGUGAGCUGACAGACUGGAGGUAUGGAUCAGUCUUCCUUCCCCUCUCCUAGAAGCAGGUCCCGCGUCUGUGCAGUGAUCCUGUGCCACGUGAUGGAGGAGACAAGUGCUGCACAGGAGGCUGCUUGCCUUGGAGUAAAAUCUGUUACGUUAGGAAGAUGACCCGGGACUAGCCUUGUCAGGAGAUGGGUCCCACAGCUCCCUGUGCUGAGCAAGCUCGUGCUGUGUGCUGGCUCCACACGGGGAAGUGGGCCUUGUCUUCAGCCACCGCAUCCAAGCACUGCAGUACUGGAGCUGGGAUGCUUGGGGGUGCAGUGCCCUCUCUCUGGUGGGAACUGCUGCCUGGUACGGGUGUUACUGAUGCUCAGCUCUCUUGCAGGGACUGGCUGCUCAACCACAACCUUUCCUUCUUCCCUAGGACAUAGUGCCAUUAAACCUGCUCUGAAGAGAGUCCCCCUAGUCUGGUGGAGACACUUGUGAUCCUUUACAUAGGGAGUGAUCAUGCUUCUUCCUACAGCCUUCCUACCUUCACAGUGAAGGGGAAGGCAUAUUUUCCUCCUUACUUCCCUGUGUGCCAGGGCUCUCCUGUAAAUCAGGCUUGUAUGACUUGUAAGUGAAAAUUCUUAAAGCAGCCCUGCAUAGUGGGAAGGAAAUUUCCUUAUCUAUAAAUACCUUUUAGGUCUGAGUUAGAGAUAUUCUAAUAAUUUAAAAAGAAGAAAAAAAUCAAUUAUGAAUGUUUGUAACCUUUUGCAUUGCACUUUAAUACAGGAGUGUUGAUACCUUUA